AUGCUAGCUAUUGCUAUUCACGUCACAUUGCUUCUCGCGCACCAUGUGUGCGGUGAGGCUACGGAUUCCGGUUUAAUUCCGAACGACGUUAUUAGAAGUGGUGAAUUCGGGUUGUUCCGUGCUCGUCAAAACGCGACACGGGCCCGAGCGGAAAACCUGCAGCCUGAUUCGUCAAUUCAAUGCAUUGGCACCAUGCGGGGUGUUCUCCUGACAGCUGGAAUGCAUUUAGAACCACUUUUUGAAGUGAUCGGGAGGUGUCCGUUAGGCACUGAUUUUAACCUGGCUGAUCAUUGCUCGAAUGAUAUUCCAGAGUACCCUCCUGGUGAGGCUUCAGUUGAGGAACUUCAGAAUCAACUGUUAGACGAACUUCAGUCUGAAGGUAAACCAAAUCUUGGACCCCUUUUGAAACAUGUCAUUCGAAAAGUCUCCCCAGUUGUUGAUACUGACACAGGGAUCAUUUACGCAAACAAAUACUGUGCACAGUGUAAUAUUAACAUAACCGAAAAUCGAUUAAUACAACUUCCGAAGCAGAUGGUUUGCGAUCAGGAGAAUAACACUACCAAGUGUUUUGUUCAUACUGACCUGUCCAAAAAUGCUAGAAUGUGUUCUGCUCCAAGGCCAAGUCUCUUAUUCUACUUCAGUUGGGACUCCAUCUUUAAUCUCCCUGAUGACGAAGAACCAAACGAAGGUGCAGUAGAGCAAUCCUACAUCGAUUCGCUUUUUGAAGCACUCCAGUGGGCAUGCUGUGUCUUUUCCCUUGUGACACUGGUAGUUGCUAUUUGUGUGUUCUCGGCCUCUGCUCGACUGAGACGACCUCUCCCCGGCAAAAUGAUGAUUGCUCUGUGCUGUGCACUUCUGGGGGCUCUGGUCGCCUUUCUGCUAGGCAGUGGAGUUAUGGACAACCUGACGCCUUUUCGCAGCGAUCUGAGACCAAUGUGCGUUACAUUUGCCUGGUUUCUGCAAAUAUUUCUACUCAAUGCAUUUGUGUGGAUGGCUCUGUUUGCUGUGGAGCUGUUUCGCACAUUUGGUCUUGCCAGGAUGUUCCAGCAGGCUUGCAUUUGUUCUCGAUGCAGAAGAAAUUGUGAUGCAGAAGAAAGAAGCAAAAACGCAACGAGUAUGAUGCUUCGUGCUCGCAGAUCCGAUUCGAAUCCCACCAAACGUUUUAAACAGCAAGUUGCACUCGCCUUCGUUAUCCCCUUGUGCUUUGCCAUUCCCACACUUGUCAUCAACGAAUGCGUAUACAGUCGUCUUUUGCCACUGUACAAUGCCUCACUCAAUAACAGUUGGUCAAAUAUAUCUCAGGAGAAUGAACUUGGGAGAGCGCUUCACAGCCUCAAUCCCGGUUUCUGUCCUGUCCAUGACCCACGACGCGCUUGGUUUACAGGACACCAGAUAGCGUUUGUAGUUUGGUUUCUGGGACCCGCUGGCAGCACGAUAUGCUUCAAUCUUUUCGCACUCCUUAUUGUCUGCAUUCAAAUCUGCCGGCUGAAACGCGAAACACAACUCUCUUCCAACUCCGCCAUCUCAAAGUGUAAAAAACAAUCCAAGUCCCUCAUCGCUGUCUGCGCGAAGCUAUCGAUCAUCCUCGGCGCUAGCUGGUUCCUCCAACUUUUUGCAGGACUUUGGCCGCAACUGGACAUGCUUCGACGGGUCGCCGGUCUUGUAAACUGCUCUCAGGGUGGAAUAAUUGCAGUUUCAAUGUUGGCCAGUACGAAAGCACGACGAGUGAUCGCUCAGUGGCUGCCUUCACGGUGCCGUGACGCCUUUGGUGUACGAGAUUCCUCCUCACAAACAAUACAAGAGACGACUAACUCGUCAAGGUCAAAUAGACGAAAUGUUGACUACAAAAACUCGCAGACCGCAAGCCUAAUUAGAAGUGUUUCGUCUUAA
Messenger RNA from Mesocestoides corti, 1890 nucleotides. Lineage: Eukaryota; Metazoa; Platyhelminthes; Cestoda; Cyclophyllidea; Mesocestoididae. The record is from the annotation of a GenBank genome assembly.